This is a messenger RNA of Cucurbita pepo subsp. pepo (vegetable marrow), 6484 nucleotides long. The record is from RefSeq and is a predicted model, not a curated record. NCBI's taxonomy places the organism in Eukaryota, Viridiplantae, Streptophyta, Magnoliopsida, Cucurbitales, Cucurbitaceae.
UUCCUCGUUUUAGAUAUAAUUUCUAUCUCUCUCCCGAUCUCUCUGUGGAAUAGCAAAAUUUUGAUCCGAUCAAGCGCGGUAUCAAGCUCGGGAAAAAUGGCGAGCAAUCCUCGAGUUUCUCGCUGUGCUCGCUUCGUUGCCUGUUUGCUGCAUUUGGAGUUCGUUCAAUCCCCUCCUUUGAUUUGAUUUUAUUGCGGUCGAUCGUUGAAAGGCGAGUUUCUGGGAGUGCCUGAAAUUUACAAUUCUAGGAGAGUUGGAUUAUGAAGAUAAAUUGCAACCAUAAAGAAGUUUAUGUUGUUUGGCCAUGGCUUCAGCUUUGCAAUUUGGUUGUAGCUUUCUAUGUUAGGUGAAUAAUGAAUGAUCAUGCGCCUCAUUUAGUCCGAGCGUCUAAAGAUUAUCAGACCAUAUGGUGAAGCACCUAACAAUUAUAUCGUUUCUUGUUCAAGAUCAUCUGGAAAGCAUCCAAACGGUUAAUCUGUAUCUACUAAAGUGAAUAAUGAAUGAUCAUGCGCCUCAUUUAGUCCGAGCGUCUAAAGAUUAUCAGACCAUAUGGUGAAGCACCUAACAAUUAUAUCGUUUCUUGUUCAAGAUCAUCUGGAAAGCAUCCAAACGGUUAAUCUGUAUCUACUAAAGUGAAUAAUGAAUGAUCAUGCGCCUCAUUUAGUCCGAGCGUCUAAAGAUUAUCAGACCAUAUGGUGAAGCACCUAACAAUUAUAUCGUUUCUUGUUCAAGAUCAUCUGGAAAGCAUCCAAACGGUUAAUCUGUAUCUACUAAAGUAAUUAGUUCUGUUCAACUCUCUUGAAUUCUGAAAGAUGUCUGCUAGAAAGUCGAGAGAUGAUGCGACAGAAAAGGUUUUGUCCCCUGAUGAACGGCAGGCCAAGAUGAAUGAACUCGAAAGGUUGAUGGGUCCAAUUGCUGAUAAGCUUCCUGUCGACGACACAGACAAAUUGGAAACUUCAUUUGGUGGGAAAAACCCAGUUGAUAUUUCACAAAGAAGGAUGGAAGUGUCUGGGAAGGGGGGGAGAGAUAGGGGAUCGGCCAUGAAAAUAGUUUUUGAUCUUAAGAAAUUUGCAGUCAUAUCUAUGAGAACUUGCUACAGAUCAGUUCGUAAUUAUCCAUAUCUCUUUGCCCUACUCUGUGUGUUGAUUCUCCUUUAUAGAUCAUGUCCUUUUCUGUUUUCCCUUUUGGUGUCCGCGUCCCCUGUUUUGAUUUGCACGGCUGCUCUGCUUGGAACCCUUCUGAGUUUUGGGCAACCUAAUAUACCUGAAAUCGAAACGGAGGAGAAGGUUUCACAUGAUGUAGCUUUUUUCGGAUCGGAGAUUUUGGACAAUGCUACUGUUGUUGCUAAGGAGGAUUAUAGUUUUACUGUUGAGAGAUUUGUUGCUAAGGAGGAUGAUAGUUUUACUGUUGAGAGAUUUGAAGGAAAUCAAGUAGGAAAUUCUUAUGUGGAAAGGGGUUCUGAAGAAGAGAGGAAGACAAGCAUGCUUGAUGAGCAUGCUGGUUUUGUUGGCCUUGUUCCGGUGAUCGAUGAGCACAAUCGUGAAAUUCAGUUAGAGAAGGGCAGUGUUGAGGAGUUUGAGAGGGAUGGAGUUGAGGAAUUUGAGAAGGGUGAACUUGAGAAGGCAGCAACAGAGAGGGAAUUCUCUAGUUCAGAGUUGGAGGAGAGGAGAGAAAUUUAUGAAAAGGAUUUGGAUGUUAAAAGUUUGACAACAGAUGGUGUAAGUGUUGUAGAGAACCAGCUUUUGGCUGCCGAAAGCACGGGAAAUGAGGUUUUUGAAGUAGAAGAUCAUAACAUCUCCAUAGAACUUGCCCAUAAAGGAGAUCAGCUGAGCUUAUCUCUCAGUGAUAAAGAUGAUCAUGUUGAAAAUGAUUAUGAUUCUUUGCGUUCUGAGUCUGAUAGAGCAGAAAGCUCCUCACCUGAUGCCUCAAUGACUGAUAUCAUACCUUUGUUGGAUGAGUUGCACCCUCUCUUGGACUCAGAAACUUCACAACCUGCUCAAGGGUCAAAUGAAGAAUCAGAUGCUUAUUCAGAACUGUAUCAUAAAAGUGAUGGUGAAUGUGUGAUGUCAGAUGAUGAGGCUGAGAACCAGGGAGAAGAAGGCGGUGUUGUCGAGGAUGACGAGGAUGAUGAUGAUGAGGGGAUGCAGGAAGAGAAGGAGGAUGAGAGCAAAUCCGCUAUCAAGUGGACUGAGGAUGACCAAAAGAAUCUCAUGGAUUUGGGAAGUUUAGAGCUCGAAAGGAAUCAGCGUUUGGAAAAUCUCAUUGCAAGGAGAAGAGCAAGGAACAACCUGAGAAUGUUGGCUGGGAUGAAUUUGAUAGACUUGGAUGGUUUUGAUCUUCCUGGUAAUGUAGCGCCCAUAUCGACAACCAGACGUAACCCAUUUGAUCUCCCUUAUGAUUCAUACAAUAAUAUGGGAUUGCCACCAAUUCCUGGGUCUGCUCCAUCUAUUUUGUUGCCUAGACGUAAUCCAUUUGAUCUUCCAUACGACCCAAAUGAAGAAAAACCGGAUCUCAAGAGUGAUGAUUUCGAACACGAAUUUUUGCCACCUCAACAGAAAGAUAUGUUCCGAAGACAUGAAAGUUUCAGUGUGGGCCCUUCAAACUUUUCUAUUCCCAAGCUAGAGCAACAAAAUAUUAGAUGGAAACCAUAUUUCAUGCCUGAAAAAACAGCUGCAGAAGAAACGAGCUACUCUCCAUUGGAAAGACAACUUAGUGAAGCCAGUGAAUCAAAACUGAGCUGUGUUUCUGAUACUGAAUCAAUGAGUUCCAUUGCAGAUCAGGAUGACAAGAAGCCUGAUGAAUCACAUUCUUUUCUGGAAACAACAGCAGUUUCCUUCCUUGACCCCAUAGCCAGUGUUAUUGAGCAUGGAAAUGGGCCAUGGGAGGAUAUAGGCUCUGAAAAUUACGUACAAGAAAACAGAGAUGUGCAUCAUGAAGUGAUCGAGAUUACUUUGGGAUCGACCGAGAGUCACUUUGAAAGCCAAUCUGGAUCAUCUGAAAUCGGAGCUGGAGAUAUCCCAGUGGAGAUUAACGCCAGUGAAAUUCACUCCAAAAAUAUAUUAGUUGAAACAGAUAUCAGCAGCCAUUCCAGCUUGUCUUCAUUAUCAGAAGUAAAUGAAACGUCAAUUGAGGUCAAAACAGAUGAGGCGAUACCGAAUAGCCUGCGAACAGAGGAAUCUAGCAUUGAUACUACUAGCAUAACAAUGUCGACUGCCUUCGAAAAAGAUGCAGAAUUCAAGAUUGUCAGUGAAGUGUUGGAUGACAAUCAGCAUAAGGAGCCUGUUUAUGACUCAAGCCCUUCAGCAGAAGGUAAAGAAUCUGAAGUACAAUCUGAAAUAGAACAGGACAUUACUUCAAGUUUGGAAGAUACGCAUGAUGACUCCUCAGAGUUACAUAUAGUUGAUAAAAAUGAACAAGAGUCGAGGGAAGUUCCAGAAGUUAUUGUUCACGAGGUUACGAAGGUUGAGUCUCCCAAACAUGGCACCAACUAUGAUGCUCAAAACUUGGCCGUGGCCCAUGAACUUUUAGUUGAGCAUGUUCCAAUAGAUUCCGGUCCAUCCUUCUCAGACAUUGCAUCGAUCGAGAAAGGAAUAGUCGAUGAUGUUGUGGAAGAUAAAGAUCAGUUGACAAGCCACGAGGAGGAUAUUAUUGAAGAUAUUCACAAAAUUGAAGAUGAGAAUCUAAAUUCCUCACCUUCAAAUGAUCAGAUCUCUUCUCGUAGUAGACCGACUUUCACUGAACCCGAGGAGCAACUGUCUUCUGCCGUAAACCAUGUUUCAGCAGAAAUUGGGUCAUCUUCAAAUGAAAAACAUGUGGAGUUUCAUGAAACAUUAAAUGGCAAAGAAAAUUCUGAACUUGAACAAACAAAAACCUGCAGAUCAAGUUCAUCCGGCAGCAGUUCUGUGGAGGACGUAAUUUUGCAAACUGAUGUAAUUUGUCAUAGUGAUCAACCUACUACUUCUACAUCAAAUCACGGUUCAGAAAUCCCGGCUCAGGACAUCAAUGACCUUGUUGAAACGACAGAUUCUUUGGCUACUUUGUCUGACCAUUUGAUUACUGCCAAUGCAACUAUUCCUGGAUCACAGGAACAAAAAAACCCUCCAGUGGUGGAGGAGGAAGUCGUUUUGAUUUCUUUAAGUUCAACAUUUCCUUCUGGAUUGGAGCAAGUUGAGGAUAGGUCAAUGAAUGAGGCCGAAUUUGUUAGGUCUGAACAAGAUAUUGUUGAGCCCUCAAGUGCUAAAUCACACACAGAGAGUGAAUCCCUGCAAGAUCUGGGGAUAAAAAUAGCUUCUUCAGGUUCUAGUACUCCUAAUGUGGCUCCUGAAGUUAUUUCAUCUGUUACUGAAUUAGAGCAGUCCUGGUCAGACAAGUCAAUGGUUGAGCCUAUUCUUGGUAACCAUGACGAUGCUGAGGAACAAGGCGUUUUAUCGACGGAUUCUGCUGCUGAAGUAAUCUCUGAAAAUGUAACACCAAAAAUUCAUCAAGACAUUUCAACAGCUUUAUCUUCUGUUGAAGCUGAUUCGUCCACAUCUUCACCAGUUAGAUCACCUAAUACUGGUAGGAAUCCAAAAGAUGAUAUUGUUGAUUUAGUCGUAUCUGAGGAUCGUGAGGAGGUAUCGAAGCAUUUGGACUAUCUAGCAGAAACACAUGGUUCUCAUUUUUCGGAAAAGAUGAUUAGGGAAGAGGUAAAUGAAAUAACAGAUAUUGAUGAAGGAUUGUUAGUAGAAUUGGACGAAGUUGGGGACUUCAGCGGGAAGAAGGUUGGGGAACCAAUCCUUGAAGAAAAGGUACUCCCAGAGGAAGCUGAAGCAGAGAGAUUUGAAUUGGUUUCUAAUUCCAAUCCGACAGAAGCUAAAUCAGAUAUACCAAUGCUUGAAGCGAAAUCACUUGAUGAUAUCAACUUAGCUUUUAGGCAACUCCACGAAGGAGUAGACGUGGAGGACGUCAUUAUUCCCAGUGCGAUUGAAAGCCAGAUUAAUGAACUCAAUCCUGAAGCAAGUUCGGAUUUGGAGGUUGUGGAAGCAAGAUCUCUCGGAGAUAUUCAUGUUGCUUUGACACAAGUAUCAAAGGAUAACAUAGGUGAAUCAAGUUCUAGCUCCAACAACUUAGAAGCUAAAUCAGAUAUUCCAAUGCUUGAAGCCAAAUCUCUUGAUGAUAUCAACUUAGCUUUUAGGCAACUUCACGAAGGAGUCGAUGUUGAGGAUAUCAUUCUUCCCAGUGCGAUCGAAAGCCAGAUUAAUGAACUCAAUCCCGAAGCAAGUUCAGAUUUGGAGGUUGUGGAAGCAAGUUCUCUCGGAGAUAUUCAUGAUGCUUUGACGCAAGUAUCAAAGAAUAACAUGGAUGAAUCAAGUUCUAGUUCCAACAACUUAGAAACAAAAUCAGAUAUACCAAUGCUUGAAGCAAAAUCACUUGAUGAUAUCAACUUAGCGUUUAGGCAACCUCACAAAGGAGUAGACGUGGACGACGUCAUUGUUCCCAGUGCGGUUGAAAGCCAAGUUACGGAAGAAGCCAUUCCAGAAAAGAGUUCAGAUUUGGAAGUCGUCGAAGCAAGAUCUUUGGGAGAUAUCCAUGUUGCUUCGAUGCAACUCCCAGAGAAUAACAUAGGUGAAUCAGGUUCUAGUUCCAAUCCCACUGAAACUAAAUCAGAUAUACCAAUUCUUGAAGCAAGAUCACUAGAUGAUAUCAACUUAGCUUCUAGGAAACUCCAUGAAGGAGUAGAUGUGGAGGAUGUCAUCCUUCCCAGCACGGUCGAAAAUCAGGUUAAAGACGAAGCCAAAGCCGAAACAAGUUCAGAUUUGGAAGUUGUUGAAGCAAAAUCACUAGGAGAUAUUCAUGUUGCCUUAAUGGAAGCCUCAGAGAAAAACUUGAACGAACUUCCAACGAGCUCCGUGUCAAAUGAUCCAUCAGAGGGAGGAUUAGAACCAUAUGGAGCAGAUUCCAACAUUGAGACUAUCCCAUCGAACACGACUAACGUCGACAAACCAGCAGAUAUAGUUGACGAAAAAUCCGUAGAUUCCAAUGUAUCUGCUUCCAAAACCAAAGACAAGAAGGCGAAGUCUCGAAAAUCAAAAUCAGGAUCUAGCUCCAGCUCCAGCUCAAGCUCAAGUGAUUCUGAUUGAGCUGGUAAUCAUAAGAGGUAAAAGUAAUAGAAUCAUAUGGGAGUUUUCUUUUGUGGUUUUUGUCUUCAUUUCAGGAUUUGGAUUUGGUUUUCCAGUUUGGUUACAUUCUUUUUCCACUCUGCAAUCUUUUGAAAAGUGAGUCCGAGUCUCGGUUUGAUUUCUUUCAAUUGAGCACGUUCCUACGAUCCCUAUCCCCCUUAAAGAGUUUAAAGUUUGAGGGAGAAAAUGUGGUUUUUUUAUUUUAUUUUGUUCUUUUUUGUAUAAACAUGUAUGUAAAAGUUUUGGUGUAUUGAUGAAUUGACAAUUAUUACUAGUUUUUCAAGAUUCUAUUUGAGUUUGGUGUUAUGACAGUGGAUUUUGUGGUA